CCCCAGCGCCAAUCCCCACCCCUCGCGUCUGGGGCUGCCUGUUCCCUCUAGGGUUCUCUAAUUUCUUGUUUCUUUUCUUCUUCCUUCGAGGUUAGGGCAGCAGGUAAACUAUCUCUAGGGUUCGGUCGAUCCGAUAGUUUUUGGCGGAUGGAGGACCGCAUGGAGGAGGGUAAGCAGAGAUCAUCGAGGAGAGGAGAUGCCUCCGAUAGGAAGGAGGAUUCCAGGAGAGGAGAUCGCGAAAGGGGGAAGGAGCGGAACGGGGAGAGGCACCGGGAGAGGGACAAGGGCCGGGAUCGGGAUCGAGAUUCCGAGAAGGGCGAUCGGGAGAGCCGUAGGUCGGAGCGGGAGAGGAGCGCCGACGACAAGUAUCGCGAGAAGCACAGGGAUUCCCGGCACAAGGACAGGGACAGGGUCAGGGACAGGGAGAGGGAGAGGGAGAAGGAAAGGGAGCGAGCCAAGGAGAAGGCCCGGGAGAAGGAGAGGGAUAGGGAAAGAGACGAUAGGGAACGGGAGAGGGAAGAAAGGGAGAGGGAGAAGGAGAGGGAGCGGGAGAGGGAGAAGGAGAGGGAGAGGGAGAAGGAGAGGGAGAGGGAGAGGGAGAAGGAGAGAGAGAGGACAAGAAGGAGAGAGGAGAGGGAGAGGGAACGAGAAAGGGAAGAUCGAGAGAGGGAAAGGGACAGGGAGAGGGAAAGAGAAAGGGAGAGGGCCAGGGAGAAGCGGCGGGAGUUGGAGAGAGAUGAGGACAGAGACCAUGACCUUGACCGGAAGCGGCGGAGAAGGGAGGAUUCCCGAGAAAGGGAGCGGGAGCGGAGCAGCCGAUCUGACAGGCACAGGGACAGGGAAGGCAGUGAAGAUGGCAGGAGGAAUAGGGCUGAUGAGGAGGUUGAGAACAAGGAGAAGAGAACCCGUGAAGAAGAUCUUGAAGAGGAGCAGCGGAAGCUGGACGAAGAGAUGGAAAAGCGGCGCCGUAGGGUUCAGGAGUGGCAGGAGCUUAGAAGGAAGAAAGAGGAACAGGAAAGAGAGAAAUUGGGCGGGGCCAAUGCUGAGGAACAACCCAAGUCUGGUAAAAAUUGGACCUUGGAGGGUGAAUCUGAUGAUGAAGAAGCAGUCCCUGCAAAAUCUGAUAAAGAUAUGGCCAUGGAUGAAGAUUCCAGGCCGGUUGAUAGGGAUGGCCAUGCCAUGGCAGUAGAUUCUGUUAAUGGGGUUGCCGUGCCUGAUGGUGCUGAGGCGUCUAAUGAUGGUGAGGAGGAAAUUGACCCGCUUGAUGCUUUCAUGAACUCUAUGGUAUUGCCUGAAGUCGAGAAGCUGCAGAGUGCCGAGAUUGCUGUUAAGACUGAUGAUAAGAAAGCUGGCUCAGAGAAGGCCUCCAAAGAAACUGUUGUCAGUAAUGGUGAUCAAUCCAAAAGGGGCGCAAAGAACAGUGUGGGAAGGAUAAUUCCUGGUGAAGAUUCUGACUCUGAUUAUGAGGAUCUUGAGAAUGAUGAGGUUGCACUUGAAGAUGAAGAUGAUGAAGAAUUCUUGAAAAGAGUGAAGAAGACCAAGGCUGAGAAGUUAUCAAUUGUCGAUCAUUCGAAGAUUCAGUAUCUGCCAUUCAGGAAGAAUUUCUAUAUCGAAGCAAAAGAAAUCUCGAGGAUGACAGCUGAGGAAGUUGCAGCCUAUAGAAAACAGUUUGAAUUGAAGAUACAUGGGAAGGAUGUGCCGAAGCCUAUCAAAACAUGGAGUCAGACUGGAUUAACGAGCAAAAUUCUGGAUACAAUCAAGAAGCUUAAUUUUGAAAAACUGAUGCCCAUUCAAGCGCAGGCGCUCCCUAUCAUCAUGAGCGGGCGAGAUUGCAUAGGAGUUGCCAAAACUGGUUCAGGUAAAACAAUGGCUUUUGUUUUGCCAAUGCUGAGACAUAUUAAAGACCAGCCUCCAGUGGUGCCUGGGGAUGGUCCUAUAGGGCUUAUUAUGGCUCCUACUAGGGAGCUUGUCCAACAGAUUCACAGUGAUAUUAAGAAGUUCACAAAGGUUCUAGGCAUUAACUGUGUGCCAGUGUAUGGAGGCUCAGGUGUUGCUCAGCAGAUUAGUGAUCUAAAACGAGGUGCUGAAAUUGUUGUCUGCACUCCUGGUAGGAUGAUAGAUAUACUUUGUACGAGUAGUGGAAAAAUUAGUAACCUUCGCAGGGUCACUUACUUGGUGAUGGAUGAGGCUGAUAGAAUGUUUGACAUGGGCUUUGAACCUCAGAUUACCAGGAUUGUUCAAAAUACACGUCCUGACCGUCAGACAGUUUUAUUUUCAGCUACAUUUCCUCGGCAGGUGGAGAUAUUGGCACGCAAGGUGUUGAACAAGCCUGUCGAGAUCCAGGUCGGGGGAAGGAGUGUCGUGAACAAAGAUAUAACUCAAUUGGUCGAGGUUAGACCUGAAAGCGACCGGUUUUUGAGGCUAUUAGAGAUUUUGGGAGAGUGGUAUGAGAAGGGGAAGAUCCUUGUCUUCGUUCAAUCGCAAGACAAAUGUGAUGCUCUACUGAGGGAUUUACUCAAGCAUGGUUAUCCUUGCCUCUCGCUUCAUGGGGCGAAGGAUCAGACUGACCGUGAGUCUACUAUCUCUGAUUUUAAGAGCAAUGUCUGUAACCUGCUGGUAGCGACAAGUGUUGCUGCCAGAGGUUUAGAUGUGAAGGAGCUUGAGCUGGUUGUCAACUUUGAUGUCCCAAACCACUACGAAGAUUAUGUUCACCGUGUUGGCCGGACAGGUCGGGCAGGCAGAAAGGGUUGUGCCAUCACAUUCAUUUCUGAGGAAGAUGCACGUUAUGCACCAGAUCUCGCAAAAGCCUUGGAACUUUCUGAACAAGCUGUUCCCGCAGAUCUAAAGGCACUGGCUGAUUCAUUCCUGGCAAAGGUGCGCCAGGGAACAGAGCAAGCCCAUGGGACUGGCUAUGGUGGAAGUGGCUUCAAGUUUAAUGAAGAGGAAGACGAAGCAAGGAAGGCUGCCAAAAAAGCUCAGGCAAGAGAAUAUGGAUUUGAGGAGGAUAAAUCAGAUUCAGAUUCUGAAGAUGAUGGAAUUCGAAAGGCAGGAGCUGACCUUUCACAGGCUUUUGCUAAUGCCCAAGCUGCUGCAUUGGCUGCUGCUUCAAAGGUACCUAUUACUUCAAUGCCUGCUCCGGUUUCCGCCACUCAAUUACUUUCUACCGCCGGUCUGCCUGCUGUCACUCUUCCUGGAAUAGCUGGUCUACCUAUCUCUGCAACUCUACCUGUAACUGCUUCACACACUGAGGCAGCUGCUAGGGCAGCUGCACUGGCUGCUGCCAUGAAUUUACAGCACAAUUUGGCAAAGAUACAAGCUGAUGCCAUGCCCGAACACUAUGAAGCAGAAUUGGAGAUCAAUGAUUUCCCACAAAAUGCUCGCUGGAAGAUCACCCAUAAAGAGACCUUGGGUCCAAUCUCAGAAUGGACUGGAGCUGCUAUUACUACCAGGGGCCAGUACUAUCCUCCAGGUAAGAUUCCUGGUCCGGGAGAACGCAAACUUUACCUGUUUAUUGAAGGCCCCACCGAGUCUUCUGUGAAGAAGGCUAAAGCUGAAGUGAAACGAGUACUGGAGGAUUACACGGCUCAGGCUCUCUCCCUUCCUGGUGCUGCUCAACCAGGCAAGUACUCUGUUCUUUAGGAAUCAUGAUCACUCCUUACAGUUACAACGUGAGAAUGAAAUAUUAUAGAUGGAACUUUGUGGAUUUCUUCGUGAGAUAGAUACAGGAUGAAUCUGUUCAUGCAGGCACUUUCAUCUUAAGAUGCAAUGAUGUCUGUCAAUUUAUUUUUAGUUGUUCUGUAUUGAAGAUGCUUUGAAAUUUCCGUUAAACUACUUUUUUUUUUUGAAUCUUCUUUGAACUUUUUGUUUUCUUAUUUGUAUCUUUGAUCAGUUGGACUUUUAGUUAAUCACCUCCCAUCUGUGAAUGCAGUACAAUUGAUUGUAUAUGUUCUGUCUAUAUGUUGCUUGAGUUGGUUGUUUCACGUACCUCUGAUUGCCUCUCCUGAAUUUCAUUGCUGAAAGUUGUACUAGACAUGACCACCAAGCAUGUUUAGUGUCAUCAAACUAUGCAAAUGGAAAAAAGAAGUCUCCAUGUAUUCUUUCAUAGCUUAUUAAUUUCUUCUUAAUGGAAGCUGAAUCGAUCAGUUCAAGUUAUUUAAUUAAUUGGUUAUCAAGUUGUAAGGGACCAAUUAGUAAUGAAGGAAAAUUAGAUGUCAAGGCUUCCGCAUGCAUAUUUUUCCGUAAUUAGGCUUUAUUAAUUUCCUACAGGCCAUUGAUCAGCUGAUUGAUGAAUCUUCUGCCAUCCUGAGUUUAUGGGAUCAGGUGGCCUAGAAAGAAAAGAACUUCUAUUGACUAAUUAUUUUGUUUAGCAGUCAUACUUGGCCGGUCAGAUUGGUCUAGGGUCAAUGGUAGCAUAUAGUUGUAUAGACGUUCUUUCAUCAUAUUAUCAUCUGCUUUUGGUUUCAGUAGUUGGGUAAGGGACACUUAACGCUUCUUUUAGAUUAGGGGUGUAAUCGGGUCGGGUUGGACUCGAUACAGAUUGGGUCGGAUAUAGGAUAGGUCAAAAAUUUGUCAGCCCAGACCCGACCUUUUAUUCAAACGGGUCAAGAAUCCAAAUCCGAACCGGACCAUUUUAUUAAAUAGGUAAGCUAACCUGAGAUCUAUAAUGGAUUGAAUCAAGUUAAACGGAUUAAAACGGUCAAGAAUUGCCACCCUAUUUAGAUAUUUCAUGUAUCAAUACAUCUUUCCUGUGGCAAACAAAUGGGCAUGUUCCCUUGUUAUUUACCAGUCCAAGAUCUCUCAGAAAUGGAAAUAUUUUUUUUUUUAUUUUUAAAAGCUAGCAUGACAGGAAAAUCAACAAGUUCGCUGACCCAUAUCUGUGAAUUAACAAGUUUGGAUAAUUUGUUACUGUUGUUGGCUGAAGGAAUUAUAAGAACUACUGGGUUUUAUGGUUUGGGAAGAAUAGAUUACACGGUAACUAGGAUAGGAUGUGCUUAUAAGUUAUGCAGAUAAUUUUUUUGUGAUGAUGACAGGGUUUAGAAUCUUAUUAUCGAAUCUGAUAGAGGGAUGAAAACAAGGAAUAGAAGAGUUUGCCCUCAGCAGGCGAGUUGAGGAUUUGGUGGUCGUAGAAGUGAUAAUGUUAAAUCGACUAAAAUUUUAUUUUGAUAUGUUAUUUAAAAAACUAUCCACCAGUUAUUGAUAAUCAGAUAAAACUAAAUACCAUGAAUUUUGAUAAUUUUUUCAGCUGAUUAUCUAAUUCUAGGGUAUUAAGUCACUCGAUGAAAGGCAUCAGGACUGGGUAUAAUGGCUGAACAUGAAGCAAACGAUGCCUCCCUAUUAUUGAAAAAGUUGAAUCAAUGAUACAUGUGCUUCGCAAAAUGCCCAGCCCCACAUCCUGUCAUGUGGGUGCUAACCAAUAUGGUAACCACAUGUCAAUAAGGGUGGAUAGGUCAACAAGUUUUUCCUUACAUUUUUUUCUUUAAUUCAUAUGAAAUGUUUUUUAUAUUAUUGGUUUUUCACCAUCACUUAUCUUGGAAGCUCCCGAUAUCUCUUUUAAUAUUUAUAAUGCACCAUUAAGAAUUUGUCUGAAUGUAUCCUCCUAAAUCAUUAAGUCUAAUUUAACCUGUCAUUUUACCUACUCAUGUACCUUACAUGUCUUUCCAUUUCAAUUAGCACACCCCAUUUCAAGCUCCGAAAGUCAUGAAAUGUUAUUUAAGCUCUUCAAUUUCUUUGCCUGCCAUGGCCUGACAACUGUAGUUGCUUUUCUGCUUUUUGAUUAGUGUGUAGUUUCUUCUAUUAGAUUAAGUUACUGUUUUUGCAUAAUUAAUUUAUGCUUUUUUUAAAUAUUUUCAUCACUUACCGUGUGAUUUUGAGAUUUUGAUGAUACAAGUGGUGGUUAAUUUUACUCUGCAGUGGCCGUGCAGUUAAAUUAUCAUUUCCUCUUUUUUUUCAUUAUUUCAAGCAUCAACACCAAAAAUAAGUCAAAACAAUUUUAUCUAUAUAAUCAAAACACUAUUCUAGAAAGCCUUUGACUGUGUGGAGGGGCUGCCUUCUUUGAGUUUUUAAUCAAUUCCAUGAUUUUGAUGAUCCUUUUAUUCAUAUUUGCUUCCCCUGCGUAUAGCAUGGUGCUUCAUGGUGAGAUGUAGCUCAAGAUUGCUUGCAAUUAUGCAUAUAGAAAUGUCAGUGGGUGGGGCUGGCUUGAUUUGCUAAAGGCCCAACCCAAGAAAUCAAGUGCUUGAGCUCAAAAUCUCGAUUCGGUGGGUACAAGUCCAAAGUGAAUUAAUUGCUUUGCAUGAUAUCCUACUAUUUGCUUCUCUAUCAAGAAAACUAUACAUGGUUAUCCUUCUCUUGUAGUUUGGUAUAGGAAGCAUUUGAAAUUUGAAUUGCUCCAACCUUCAUAGCAUUAAACCAGAUUGGGAACCUGAGAGAUAAUUUACCACCAAAUUUGUUGCAUUAGAUGCAUUCUGUUCUCAAUAGAGGAAGUUCUCCGGUUAUUUUAAAUGCAAAUUCUAUAUAUGUUGAAUUUGUUUUUGCGUAUCUAGAGAUAUGUCAUUUAAGAAUGGAGAAAAAAAGAGUUAGCCUUAUGUCUUAUGACUUUAAAACCAUCACAUUGAAUGGUUUCCCUUAGUUCCUAUUUUUCUUUCUGCUAUUACAAAGUGUUUGAUCUUUAAGGAUUCAUGAGAUUCUCUAAUGAUCUUGACCAAUCCCUCAGUCCUACAUAAGUCAUCAACAAUCAGUUUUGGGAUGAGAAGCAGUCCAUUUUUCCAAUUCCCGCGAUAUACAUAUUUGCCUAUCAAGAAAUUGAGGAGUGAGACAGACUUGUCUCAAUGGAAAAUGAAUGAUGUUCCUGUCAUAUUAGCAUCUAGGAAUCUUGGAAUUUCGAAGGCGGAUAAGUACCAUAACUGUGAGGUUUUGGAGGAUUGGAAGAUGUUCUUAAUAUCUCACCUUUAGCUUGUGUAUUUCUUCAUGCAUUCCUGGUGGUCUUAGAUAUCAACUAGAAUUGAAAAAUGUGCCACUGAAAUUUCGUAAACGAAUGGUCCUCGGAGAUCAGCAAGGACUCAAGACUCAUUAUGCAGACUUAGGGAUUACUAAUCCUUGGUCCAACUCCAGUUUUGUUGUUUCUGCUUCAUUAGACAUUUUGCUUGUUUAGAAAGAUUAUGUAAGGCAAUCGCCAUAGGGUCUCCGUCUAUCUUGGCCAACUGAACUUCUAGGUGUGCGCCUGACAUCUCUUAUGCUGACUGACUAUUGCGUGCUAGUAAAAUGUGUGAGAUAUGUAUCUAAUUAUGCCCUUCUGUGACAUCAAAUCUUCAUCUCAAAGAGAGAGACCUUGUCUGGAAGUAUGUUGUGACAAAAUUGUUAUAUCCAACUAGCUGCUAAACUGAUUUGGCUGAUGACAGGGAGAUGGUAGAAUAUGCUUUAUUUUUAAAUUGUUAAGAAGGUUAUUAUGUUGUGCUUCUACUAUGAUGCUUGGUCUGGGCAGCUCUCUGCAUUCUUGAACAGUCUUAGAUUUGGAUGGGUCUUCUCCCCUUUGAUUUUUUUCUUUUCUUUUCUUUUGGCAUGAGGGAGUGGCAUGUGCUUCUGCUUGUGCACGGUCCUGCAAUUUCUCUGCAAGAUGGUGGUGGUCAUCAAGGACAGCAAACAUGUUCCCGUUUCUUUUGCAGUUAAACAAGUUAUACAAGUUUCUAUUUCUAUCACACUUCCGGUCAAGAAGCUUGGAUGGUGAUGUGAGAAACAUUUGCUCAGGGUGAGAAACAAACUUCAUUCUUGAAUGGCUAAGAAUGAACAGGUCCUUGGGUCGAAGCAUAAGCAGUCUUUAUUUUUUGAAAUAUCUUCUUAUCUUUACCUUCAUUCCUAUUAGGUUUUUCCUUGAGGCUUCUGUUUUUCGUUUUCUUCUAGGAAAGAACAAAGUUCUAUUAGGUAUAUCAGCUUCCUGAUCUACUCCCAGUUCUGCUCGUUUCGGGUUAAAUUUUUCAUUCUUGGAAUUUUAGAGUUCUUGUUGUUCCAUCA
Molecule: messenger RNA, 8004 nt
Organism: Phoenix dactylifera (date palm)
Lineage: Eukaryota; Viridiplantae; Streptophyta; Magnoliopsida; Arecales; Arecaceae
Source: RefSeq, a predicted model, not a curated record